Molecule: messenger RNA, 4282 nt
Organism: Saprolegnia parasitica CBS 223.65
Lineage: Eukaryota; Oomycota; Saprolegniomycetes; Saprolegniales; Saprolegniaceae
Exons: 19
Coding region: 37-4191 (1384 amino acids)
Cellular component (GO): cytosol
Molecular function (GO): DNA-binding transcription factor activity
Source: RefSeq, a predicted model, not a curated record
ACUGCAAGCGGAAGGAUCCGAGGUAGAUAGCUCUUGAUGCACGACGCAGUGCUACGCGUUGGCCUCUUCUGUGGCAUCUUUACGCUACAAUGCUGCAUCACGGUGCUGGGCAGUGUGACCCGCGACACGAUCUUCCUGCGCAUCUACGACUCGCGCUACAUCUCGCACAUGACGGUGCUCAUGUCGUUUGCGUCGGCGUACGCCAUGACAGCGGCCGCGCGCCUCCUCCAGCGCGGCAUGCGACCGACCGUUCUCGCAUGCGGCUUUCCAUGCCUCUCGUCGCUGAUUAUGGUCGGACUCUGGCUACUUUUGACGCAGCUCCCGCAGCUGCUGAACGUCUCGAGCAUCGCGCUCUACGUCUGGAUCGAGAUUGCGAUCCAGCUCCUCUCGCAGCAGUUUUGGGAUCUCUGCGCCGCCGCGUUCACGGUCGCCGAGUCCAAGCAGUACUUUGGCGCCAUCACGUUUGGCUCGACGCUCGGCACGAUCCUCGCCAGCUUUGCAAUCAUCCCGCUCCUCAAAGCGUAUGCGAUUGCGACCGAAGGCAAUGUACUCGUGCUCGCUCUGCUCAUGGGCGUCCUCGGCGCCUUCAUGUGCCUCGUCACGCCCCUCUUCGGCCUCUCGCCGCGCGUCAAAGCCAGCGACGCCUCCUCGAAAGCUGCGUCGACGUCGUCGAUCGUGUCGGACAUUCAGAACCGGUCGUACCUCAAGCACGUGUGCUUUUUCGACAUGGGUGCCACGUUGAUUCGCGUUCUUAUUGACUACCGGACGCUCUCGAUCCUGAGCUCGCACUCGGAAGAGACGCUCAAGUACUCGCUUGGCGCUAUCAACGGCGUCCAGAGCUUCUUUAUGAUCCCGCUCCAGCGAGUAGCUCGUGUCGGGACCGCUUUUUCGUACUUUGGCGUCAUGUACGGCAUCUCGACGCUGCCGCUGGCGAUCGUGCUCUACGGCGCGUCCACGUACUUGUCUUCGUCGCACUUGCUUUUGAUUGGCACGCGCGCGCUUUACAACAGCGUGUCGCACGCGAUCUUCAACCCGGCGCGGGAGCUGCUCUGGCUGCCGCUCAACGCACCCGACCGGACCAAAUUCAAGAGUUUCGUUGUCGGCCCGUUCCGGUCGAUUGCGCGCGUGCUCGGCGCGCUCAUUUCGAUUGUGCUCACGUCCGAUACGAUGCAGCGCUACUGCGGCCCUAGCUCGGUCAGUGUGGUCAUGGUGCUCUUUGGUGUGGCGUGGUUCUUUGAUGCACUUGCCGCACGGCAGUCGUACGCGACCGAGUUUUACGCGUCGCUGAAGAAAGGACACAUGGACCUGACGUCGCCUAUCAUUGACUUUACCACGGACCAAGUCGAGCUCGUCCAAGAGACGCUUCGGAGCGGCGCGUCCAACCAAGUGGCCUUUGUCCUGAGCUUUCUGCAGCCGUCGCACGUCCCGCUCUUCCGCAGCGAAUUACGCGCCGUGUUUAUCAUGCCGGAUGCGUCCUUUCACACGCAAAUGCGCCUUGUGGAGCUGCACCCGCAGGAGCUGCGCCUCGCGUGUCUUCUUGCGUGCGGCCACGAGCGCGGCGCGUCGACGGUCGCCCUUGCCGACGCAUUGCACAAUGCGACCGAUGUCUCGAUGGUCGUCGGCGCUGCGAUCGCGCUGCUUCGGCGGACGCAGUGGAUGGACGAGAAGGCGACGGUCGUGCUCCAGAAGCUGCUCCACGAGCCCCGCGACAUCGAGGCCAAGGUCGUUUGCCUCCGCAUCGUGGGCAAAGAACUGCCGGAGCUUCUCGGCAACGGCUACCUCGUGUACCUUCUCCACGAAACGCAAGCACCGUCGAUCGUUCGCGCUGCCCUGCAGUGCUGUCGGCAGUCGAAGCGAAAUUCGCCGAUGCUGCUGCCCGCGCUCCUCAAGUGGCUGCCCGACGCGACGCUGCGCACCGACGUCAUUGACGCACUCCAAGCGUUCCCGCCCUCGGUGCUCUGGGAGUACGUCAUCGACUUUCUCGACAAGGCCGUUGCUGACGUGGCGCUCGAGCGCAUCAUUGGCGGCGUGCGGCUCGUGGAAGCCGCGGCGUUUCCAUCGGACGCCAAGCUCGACCUCGUCCUCAACAUGAUGGACUCGUUACUCGCCAAGUCGAGUGCGACGUCCGAGCUCCACCUGAGCCAGCUCUUUGGUCUAAGCCAGGUCGAGCUGCCGCUGUGGGAAGCACUCGCUGACGCUGUGCUGCGAAUCGUCGACCACCUCCGGCACGACGAUAGCACCGACGUGCGUGUGUUGGUCAAGCGCAUGGACCACAUUGUGUCGACGCACGUCUUUCGCGGAUACCAGAUGCAGCACUUGCGCCUCCUCUUUGAGGACCCGCACCACCACACGCUACUUUCGCAUGUCGUGGAAGAUACGCUGGACAUGCUUCUUCGCAUGGUGCUCAAGCUCGUCUCGGUGCGGUUUCCGAAAGGCUUCAACAUCCACGUCCUCCUCGAGGGCCUCCACGCUGACGUGCCUGAAGUGCUAUCGGCCGUCCAAGAAGUCCUCGAGACGCUAUUACCGACAAGUGCCAAGUACACGCUCUUGCCGCUUUUGUUUCCGCACGCACCAAAGGCCCCGAUGGCGCUCCAGCUGCUCAAGGACGUCAAGAAGAUCCAGGGCACGCUGCGCAACGACAGUCUCAUGCGUACGAUGCAGGACGACAGCAUUGCGCUCGAGCUCUCGUGUCUGGCGCUCGAGUACUACCUCCACGCGAUCUCGUGCCAUGACCACGACGACGUGGCCGAAACGGCGCGCGUGCUUACGGAGGCCGAGGCGGACCGUCUCUUGGUGCAUAGCAUCACGAAAGACUUGGUGUGCCGCGCGUUCCAGGACCCGCAGUGCCGGCGGGCCAAAGCGUUGGAGCAUCUCUUUCAACGGGCGACGAUGGACGCCGAUUUAGCCCCACUGGCCUUUACGACCUUUGACGUGGUCAUGAGCUUGCGCGCGUGUGCGCUCUUCCGAUCGAUCGCGGUGCUGGAGCUCGUGCAGAAGAUCGCUUGCCACUUUGCGCCGCGCCGUGUUGCGGCGGGUACGACCUUUGUGCAGGAAGGCGACGUCGCGUCGCAAAUGUACGUCUUGGCCAAGGGCAUUGUGGAGCUCCACCAAGCCAACGGCAACGCUCUCACGACGCUCCAUGACGGCGCGUGCGUCGGCGAGCUCGCGCUGCUCACGAGCAAAGGCAAGCACUUGGCCUCGGCGACGGCGACGACCGACGUUGUCGUGCUUGAAAUCUCGCGCGCCAAUCUGCACGCGCUCAUCCACGACAACACGGGCAUCGCGCGCGGCGUUCUGGACGCGCUGGCGUCGACCUUGCGCUGGGCCUAUCUCCAGCUCGAGUCGACGGAAGAGACGAGUCGACUAAAGCGCCUCGUCUUUGCGUCUCAAGUGUCGGUGGCCGCCAACGUGGAUCGGGCCGCAACCACGUUGCUGGCCAAGAUUGGCCGCGCGCGGGCGCAGUCGGCGCACCUUCCACCGCGGUCCAAGCCGCACGCGCACUUGCUCGAGUACUCGAGUCUGAAUUUGAGUGCCAAGCACUUUACGGCCGCGCCGCGUGCGCAGGACGAGGUCACGUACUCGCAUUUGGAGAAGUGCUUGCAUCUCAAGGCGUCCAACCUCAUGAAGGACGUCGACGACGACCUCAUCUCGACGGUCGCGCAAAUGGCCCAAGUCGUGGUGCUCCAGCCGCGCGACGUGCUUUUCGCGGAGGGGUCGCCGGCCAACAGCAUCUACGCGGUCGUCGACGGCACGAUUGUGCUCUCGAUGACCAAGGACGAAAAGACCACCGCGCUCACGCACUGCGGCGCUGGCAUUUGCUUUGGCGAGCUCUCGUUCAUCAAGGGCUCGACGCACGUCAUGUCGGCCACCGCGGCGAUGACGACGACGCAGGCCCGUGUGAUCGUGCUCCAAAUCCCGACGUGGGAGUUUGUCGAGCUCGCCGAGAAGCACACAAAGCUCAUGCACCUCGUCAUGACGUGGAUGUCGCGCAAGAUCACACUCAAGAUGAAGAACGACGCGCUUGCCGUCAUGGCCGAGCACACGCACCUGCCGCUGCGGACGCUACCGAGCUCGCCGAUUGGCAGUCCGCGCGGCAGUCCACGCAAGAAGCCGACGCAGUGGGGCGACGAUGCCGUCGAUGACCUGACGGACGGCACGACGGGCCUUCGUCUGCGCCAAAAUACGUUGUAAGAUGAGCCUACAGGACCCUAGCCCCGUCGACGGCAAACGGUGGCGAUGGAUCCGGCGGAUUGAAUAACUGUUCGGUUGCAAUAAAACCGGU